Molecule: messenger RNA, 996 nt
Organism: Trifolium pratense (red clover)
Lineage: Eukaryota; Viridiplantae; Streptophyta; Magnoliopsida; Fabales; Fabaceae
Product: dnaJ homolog subfamily C member 28-like
Exons: 3
Coding region: 46-711 (221 amino acids)
Source: RefSeq, a predicted model, not a curated record
CUGAAAUUAGUGAAAGGAGGAAGAAUGAAGAAAGAGUCGGUGUAGAUGAGCAUGGCAACGUAUCUUCGCCUUGGGAGAUGUGUUUCUCUCAACUCCCUCUCCCUCCUCCACUUCCACAAUUCGCCUCUUUCCACCGUCAGAUACUGUUCUUCUUCUUCUUCUUCGUCGCCGUCAUCUUCCGUUAAGUCUAAGCCGGAUAAAAAGAAGCUCGGUGAUCGUCUUUCGUCUGUAAUCGACGCCGUCAACGAUCGUAAACUACCUCCCGAACUUCGUGGCCAGCGCAACAAUGUUAGGUCAGAAACUGACUUGAUCAAUGUUGUUGAGCAAAGAAUAUGGCAUUCAAUGGAAGAUGGUCAAUUUGAGAACUUGCCUGGGAAAGGAAAGCCGCUUAAACUUGACACAAAUCCUCACGCAGAUCCAGCUGAAGACACCUUAUACAGAAUCCUCUCAAAAAAUGGAUGUGCACCGGAGUGGAUUGAGCUUAACAAAGAGAUAAGAUCUAGAAUAUCUGAAUGGAAGAUUUCCUUGAAGAAAGCUUGGGCAAAUAAAUACAGUGGAGAUCACUCUAUGUGGGUUGAAAGUUCAGAGAUUUUGAAAUCGCAGUUAAAAGAAAUCAAUAAUAAGGUUUUCCGGUAUAACCUUAUUGUGCCUUUUGGUCGGCAAAUGUCUGGCCUUAAUUGGGAGAAAGAGCUAAGUUAUUUAGAAGAAUGAUGAAAUUCAUUGUUGGGAUAAUUGAUUUUUAAUUUCAGAAUCUUGUAAUUUUUUAUUUUCCUAAAGGAUGGUCAUGCCAGCUGAAUAAUCACCUGGCUUUAGUUAUAGUUCAACUUUGCAGAUGAUAUAAUCAUCUGUACUAGUAUGGUUUAUUACCUUCAAUCAACAUAAUACUCCCUACCUUUUUCUAUGUACAAAUUGGGUAAGCAGAAGGGAAAGUAUAGUGAAAAUGUUUGAGAACAUAGCAAGCUUUGGACAAGUGAUAUUGAAAAUUGUUCUAUACAA